CUAGGCAGUCGUAUUAUGUGGUCGACUCUCUUCAUUACAAACACCGUCUUAAGGUUUUGUGCAUUUUAAAAAGGCCCAGUUCUUCAGCGGAUGUGGCAUCACUGAAUGCACUGUUCAGUCUGUUCAGUGGUUGUUAUGUUUAUGCGGAGCGACGAAAACAUUAUACCAUAGCUGAAGAAUGAACGCCCCAGCAAAGCACCUUUACUAAGAAAACUUAAGCUCGCUCAAAGCCUGGCUUCCAGUGAGGUUGUUGAUUACCAUUUAAACAUAAUCUUUUCAUUAAGACAUGCGACUCUUGGCGGGGAGACGUACUUGAACUCUGUGAAUAUAUAUGCCAGAGACUGCAAUGUACAUUUAAAUUUGUGUGACACAGAGAGGCUCUGAAACUGAAACAUUGCAAGACGAAAGGUAUUUGACUUAACGACAUUUUCUUUGUCUUAAUUGUGACGUCACUAUCACAUAAGUGACGUCAUCAUUUUUUAGAACACGUCCAGUGCACAAGACAAGAUGACGAAGGAGGAUUACGAACUGAAAGCAAAAGGGAACAAGGUUUCCCCGGAGCACACGAUAUCAAGCAAGGAGGAUAUUAAACAAGGCAGUGGAGAGACUGAAAUCGAUAAUACGGGUCUCCAGCGUCUAUUGCCGAAAUUUCUUCGCAUGCGAUAUGCGGAUCCGGACCUUGAGAACCUCUACGGUGCAUAUUAUCGGCGACAGAAACAGGGCGCUCUCUCUAUAGCAGCCGUCCUUUCCUUUUUCUGUGACAUUGCCCUCAUCGUCUCGUACGUCGUCAAAUAUCAAAGUCCAAGCAUCUUGGCCGUAAAAGCAAUCCUCGUUAUAGACUUUGUAGUGUUCUUUCUAUGCAAAAUCAAACCGAGGCUCCUGCCGGAUAAAGGCCACCUUGCGAUGUGUUUUGUAUUUUGGAUUUAUCUUCAAACAAAGCUGUUCGUAGAUAUUGGGAUACGGUACAGUUUAGGGAUUGCGGUGUCUCCGAAUCACGUUGUUGGCCUGCAAGCGUUGCUUCUCUACCUGGCUUUCAUAGUUUUGCCUGUCAGAAUAGCGAUCUGCGGACUUUUUAACCUGUUAGCCAUCCUGGGUUACCUACUUUUGACGGCCAUUUUGGCGGCGAUGCAGCCUUAUGGGAUAUUCUACAUAGGAAAUGAGGUUGCUGCUGAUAUACUGUUAUUCAUGUGCGCCAAUGUAUUAGGAACGAUCUCAUAUUUUCUUGCGGACAAGAACCAGCGCAGGGCGUUCCUGGAAGCCAAAGCUUCGCUCUCAGUAAAGGUUGCCAUCGAGGAGAAAUCUAAAGAACAGGAGCGCCUCCUAUUGUCUGUCCUUCCAAAGCACGUCGCAGACGAUAUGGUGCAAGAUAUGGGAAAUGAAAUUGGAGGGCAGUUCAGGAAAAUCUACAUGAGUCGACACGAGGAUGUUAGUAUUCUCUUUGCUGAUAUCGUGGGUUUCACAGCAAUGUCGUCUGCUGUCACAGCGCCCGAGUUAGUUUCCGUUUUGAACCAGCUCUUUGCCACCUUUGACCAACUUUCUCAGAAAUACCAUCAGCUUCGUAUAAAAAUCCUUGGGGAUUGUUACUACUGCAUCAGUGGCGCACCCACACCCCGCCCUGAUCACGCGGUACUAGCCGUCCACAUGGGCCUUAGUGUGGUAGUCGCUAUUGCUCAAGUUCGUGAACGCACCAAGACCAACGUCAACAUGCGUGUAGGUAUCCACACCGGGGCUGUCCUGGGAGGCGUCAUUGGCCAGAAGCAGUGGCAGUUCGACGUGCUGGGAAAAGACGUCCAAAUGGCAAACAAAAUGGAGUCUGGCGGCGUUCCAGGACGCGUCCACAUCUCACAGUCUACUGCAGACUUUCUAGAUGGUGAGUUUGAGCUUGAGCCGGGAGAGGGCGACACUAGAGAGGAGGCCAUUAAACAAGCUGGGAUUAAGACUUACCUUGUAGGAACGGUUCUGAAGCCGUAUCCGGAGGGCACUCUCGACGCUUCAAACGGAGCUGCAAAUGGUCACGUGGCUGAUGGAGUGACGUCAGACAACGAGCCGAAAACUACUGGCGACUCUGAUGUAGAAAAGAACGAUGUCGACAGUAAUCAACAUAUAUAUGAAGCGUUGGUAGAAAGAGAUGAUUCGACGCACAUGUCCAAACGACUCAACCGCAUCACACUUUGGUUCAAGGACAAGGAAGUGGAGAAGGAAUACGGAAGUAACAGGGGCAAACACAGUGGCGUCACCCUGACCAGCACCUGCCUUAUACUGCUAGCGUGCUUCCUGUCUCAGCUUUGGGUACUGCCUAGAAACGUCAAUGCAUUCUUGACGUUUGCCGUGGUGUUUGUGUGUCUGGUAAUUAUGUCAUUGAUAAGUCUCGCAGCAGACAUUAAGAAAUUUCCAAAUAUUUUGGUUCGCUUUGCUCACUGGAUCGAGGUAACCGUUUGGUUCCGGAUAUUCUGGGUUAGUCUUGCAGUCCUUAUUUUAGCUGCAGCCGAUAUUAUAGAUAUGCUUGGCUGCUCUACCACGGACAACUUUACGGCAAACACCACUCAGCUCAACCCCAGCACAGCCUAUUGCCAGUAUCCCUCUUACUUCAUGGACUUCGGCAUCAUGGUUGUCAUGGGAACGACCUUGCUGACCCAGAUCAACUUCCUGGUCAAAAUUAUCCUGAUUAUAGCGGUCUGUGCCGUUCAUUGUGUUAUGUAUCUGGUUGUGAUUCCGACAUCUUUUGAUGAGGUAGACAGCUUUCUUGGCUCCUAUGGCGGUGUGUUGAUGCCAACAAAAUAUCUGAUGGUUGCAACAAUAGGAGCUGUUGCCUUGACAGCAGCGUUUCUUUCUCGCUCGGCUGAUCAAAUGUCUAGGAAACUGUAUCUAUGGAAACAAGAGGCAGAAGAACAAAAGGAGAUGGUGACAGUCCUCCGCGAGAAAAACGAGACUUUAGUGUACAACAUUCUUCCCGCGCACGUGGCAGUCGAGUUUCUUGGAAAUAAGAGAAGCGACGGGGAACUAUAUAGUCAGGCGUAUGAACACACAGCUGUGAUAUUUGCAGCGUGCCCCAACUUCAACGACUUCUAUUCGGAGGACGCCGUUAAUAACAACGGACUAGAAUGCUUUCGUUUCCUUAAUGAGAUUAUUUCAGAUUAUGAUGAGCUCUUGAACGAGCCACGUUUCUCAGAUAUUAUCAAGAUAAAGACUGUCGGUUCCACAUAUAUGGCGGCAAGUGGUAUAAAUCACGCAAAAUCUCACACGAAGGGGACUUCCGUCAAGGAGAUCUGGGGCCACCUGGCGGCGCUUGCUGACUUCGCGUUUGCAAUGAAAGAGGCGCUGGAUACCAUAAACCAACAGUCUUUUAAUAACUUCAAACUUCGGAUAGGGAUACAUCACGGCCCCAUAGUCGCCGGUGUAAUAGGAGCGAAGAAGCCUCACUUUGAUAUCUGGGGAAACACUGUGAACGUGGCCAGCCGUAUGGACUCCACGGGACAAGUUGGGCGCAUUCAGGUGACAGAAGACACGAUGCUCAUCCUCAAGGAAUUUGGUUUCACGUUCCAAAAACGCGGCAUGGUGAAAGUGAAAGGGAAGGGCGAACUGCUCACCUUCUUCAUGGAGGGCAAACAGACUGACCUGACGUCGGCUUUAGAUUCCGGAACGAUGAACGGGAAAGCUGAUGCUCUUCCGCCAUUAUAACACAUGUUUUAAGGAGACUAUAAGAGAAAGAUAACCGUAGAGGUCUUAGGAUGCAUUCACAACUGCACGCUAAAUAGUCCGCCGAUUAAAUAUGGCCGACCCACCUGACUGGUUGUUGCAUAACCCCCGCGGGGAAUCUAUUCUAUUUCGGGAUAAGGCGGCAAGCUUUUUAAGUGGGUCGCCAUAUUUGAUCCAUGGACUAGUUAGUCCGCUGUUUUAAAUGCGGCCUUAGUGUUGUCUUCGAGGCGAACCAGUCAUUAACUUUGUCUUAUGUUGGUUCAAAAUUGACAGAGGAUCUCAUGUACAAACAGCCGCUAGUUAAACUUUCAUUGUGGCAGUUGGAGGGCUUAUUGGGAAUCUGCAUCUAAAUGUACAGAGCGAAGUCAUGUCUGACGCAGAUAAGAUACACUAAGACCCUUUUCACAGCUAGCGGUACACUUUAACUGGAUCGGUCCACUUUGAGAGUACACUGUAGUAACUUGCUUCUCGGACCACAGUUUUUUUAAAGAUAUAAGCAUAUAUGUGAUAACUUGAAUGUAAAUAUUUUGAUAUUGUGUGAUAUUUGUAAAUGCCAAAGAGACAAAAAAGAUAUUUUGCAUGUUAUAUAUUAAUUAUUUAGCGAACAUUUUUCAGACUCGUCUUCUAACAACGGUAACGUGAUACUAAGCAUAAUGUCACUAUCCACACAGAAGUCUCGUUUUCAUAGUAAUUUUUACAACCAAUGUCGGAUUUCUUUGAAACAGUAUUUGAGUGCCAGCUGUGGAGAACUUUAAGCACUCAUAAAUGAUGGAACUAAAUCCGAACCGUUAACGUGUUUGUUAGUGGAUUUGUUGUGAUUUUUACAUUCCAACGUAUAUUGACAAAGGCCGUAUGGUUAAAGUCUUCUUAUAGCAUAUGUGUAGCAUACGUGCACUGUAGCUGUACACUGUAUCUUGUUUUUUUUUUAAAUUCAAGGACAUUGGUCUUCAGAUAUUUAGGGUAUUUGCCCUCAAUUCGGCUCAUUGUGUUUAAAUUUUUCUUAGAGGUAUAUACCAUAAAUUCGUAAAGUGAAAGUGUAACUAUGAAAAUGUCACUAUAUAUUUAAGUCAAACUAUAUAGUGCAGAGCACACGAACGCCAGCUUUUAAAAAUUGUCGUAUUUCAUAUGAUCGUGUUCCCCACUUCUGUUGAAAUUAGGGGUAUUUGGAGCUGGUCUCUUGCAAAACGGGCUUCUAUUGAAGCUGGGGCAUCCCUUAGCAAAAUGAGAAGUUUGCAGCAAUAUUCCAGCAAUAUUGCCGCAAACUAAAAGUGUGCAGCAAUAAGUUUGCGGGAGUUCCCAAGAAAAAAGUUAUUGCUGCUAAUUUACAGCCAUAUUGCAGCAAAUUUGCUGCAUGUUUGCAAGAGGGAUUUGUAGUUUGCAGAAGUAUAGCAGCAGAGUUGCUGCAAAGUCGCUGCAAAUUUGCAUCAGGCCUUAUAAUUUGCUAAUGGAUUCCAAACAGCAAAAAACGACUGUGCAUCAAUCUUGCAACAUGUUAGUUGCAACUCAGUAAACUCAGAGGGCUGCUACUUACGUAUGAAGGGUAUUAGAGGGCUUCUGUUAAAUCAGGGGCUUCUGUCUUAAAGUUAGGCAAAUGCUCGUUUUACAAUACACAGUUUAAGAAAAUAUAUUUUUGCGCGUUUAUUCAAACGAUGUUGUUUAUUUGUUUGUAGUCAUACGUACAUGUAUAUAUACAUGUACUCGUACAUGCACUGUUUGCGGUUCAGUUUUCAAAAGGUUGUGUUAUAAAUAUUAAAAUGUAAAUAAAGAUUUAUAAGUUUUCAUUAUAUUCAUUCACUUUUGUCAUAUGUUACAGAACAUGUUACAGCAAAUGUUAAGGUCUA
Lingula anatina is the source of this 5537-nucleotide messenger RNA. Its product is annotated as adenylate cyclase type 3. The record is from RefSeq and is a predicted model, not a curated record. Gene Ontology annotation, cellular component: plasma membrane. Gene Ontology annotation, molecular function: adenylate cyclase activity. Gene Ontology annotation, biological process: intracellular signal transduction; cAMP biosynthetic process; adenylate cyclase-activating G protein-coupled receptor signaling pathway. NCBI's taxonomy places the organism in Eukaryota, Metazoa, Brachiopoda, Lingulata, Lingulida, Lingulidae.